AUGUCCUCCAACGACCGAAACUCACCGCCUCUCCACUCGCCGGAUGGCCGCAGGCGUGCUUCAGUCACGAGCCAGACUUUCCAGGACCUGUUUGGCCGGUCCAACAGCUAUGUAGGCCAGCCAAUCCAGGCCUCAGGCCCAAUCACCACAGCUGCGGCCAACGCUCAACGACGGCGGUUGUCGCUCACUACUAUUGGCCUGGGUGCCUCGCCUGGCCAGACGUCACCCUUCCUCCAGACCCCACGGACCCGCACCGAGAGCAUCUCCAGUGCCAACUCUGGCUCGGUCGAUGAGAGCCCCUUUGAGGAUGAUUAUGCUCUUUCCGCAUCGACCAGCAGCAGCAACCCGGCAACACCCUUUGCUCGACGCCUGAGCUUCGGAGCUCGUGCAAUGCGGGAUGUUAGGCAGAGCAACGGAGGCGUUGGGAACCCAAAUGGUAGACCACCCAUCCAUAAAGCUUCCUCUCCCCCGACUGGUCGAGGUCGAGGUCUGUCUUCAUUGUCGCAGUCAUUGCCCUCUUCCUCUACAUUGCUUCGUCCUUUCUCCCACUCCCAUUCGCGCCGAUCCGCUUCCAUUUCGCACAUCUGGCCCUCCACCAUUGCAGAGCAACCCGAGUACUUGCUUGAAAACUACUCGCUAACAUCGUCCUCAACAGGCGAAGGUUACAAUUUCGCUGAGAACCUCCGGUCCCGAGCCGAGCGGGGCUCCGUCUCCGGCCCCUCUCCGAUGCUGAAUCCCUCCGGAACGACACACCACCGUGCUAAGAGCGUUACUAUUAUGGAGCCACCUGCCCGCGAGAUGCCAAAGCCCAGGGUUCCCGAUGCCAUGCAAGAGCGUAUCCUCAAGGGUGACUUCUACAUGGACUAG
Pyrenophora tritici-repentis Pt-1C-BFP is the source of this 867-nucleotide messenger RNA. Its product is annotated as Herpes-BLLF1 multi-domain protein. Lineage: Eukaryota; Fungi; Ascomycota; Dothideomycetes; Pleosporales; Pleosporaceae. The record is from RefSeq and is a predicted model, not a curated record.